This is a messenger RNA of Necator americanus (New World hookworm), 564 nucleotides long. RefSeq lists its product as uncharacterized. NCBI's taxonomy places the organism in Eukaryota, Metazoa, Nematoda, Chromadorea, Rhabditida, Ancylostomatidae. The transcript has 6 exons. The coding region runs from base 1 to 564 and encodes 187 amino acids. The record is from RefSeq and is a predicted model, not a curated record.
AUGGGCUUUGGCGGUAUGCUGGACGACUUUUUGCAAUAUAUGGGAGGCUUUCGCCAUAUAACAGUGCAGGAGUAUUUGCAGGGAUGUGAUGGCCUUGAUACUAGCCAAAAGAGUGGAGAAGAGGAGGAAACCUGUAAUUCUUCAGUGCACUCUCUGGCUAGUAAGAAUGCUUCUCUGCUCCUUGAGCAACCCCAGAGCUCUUCGGUUCUGUGCGGUGUGCCACUGGCGUGCAUUGUCUUCUACGACCCACAUGAAAGAAGAAAACGUGGAUUGGACAAGGCUUCAAUGGAGACCUGUUUUGCAAUUGUCGACAAUGCUGUUAACACUACUUCUAUUAUGUGCGCACGUCUUUCUUGGAGACUGCUGUCAGUGUGCCUGGAAGGACUGCGCUUCUUUCUUGCCAAUACGUUGAAACUUUUCCACGCAGAGGAGAUCUCAAUCGAUCUGCAAAUGGAUGUCGAAAGGCUUGGGCGUUAUCUUGUCAAAAAAGGCCUUUCUGUGGACGAAAUAGUUUGCUUAUUGCCUAUGAAAUGGCUUUCGGACAUAAUCCGUACAAUGGGUUAA